GAAACAGCAUCACUUUCGGAAGACUAAUGGUAAUAUCGGGACGAAUUUCAAACGUUAAUCUCUUCACUCAAGUCGACACAGGAGACUCCUGCAGCUUGUAAUGAUGAAUGUACGUCUACUUUGGGGAGGAACUUUGAAAAUCGUCAAACCAUUAGCUUUUGAACGAGUGCAAUCAUUCUGUCACAGCUUUUGGAGGAAUGAUGGAAAAUAUCAAAAAUCUGCUACCGUUUUUGACGGUGUCUCUAAAUCUAAUUUGGGAAAAGACAUCACAAAUGAUCAAGCAAUCAUUACUCCAGUCAACAAAGACAUCAACAAAAUAAGUCUAACUGAAAAGAGGAUUGACAUAUUGUCAUUUGAUGGUGGAGGAAGUCGAGGUAUAAUGCAACUGAAGAUACUGGACGACGUUUUACGAUUAGCAUCGAUUGUUUUGAGAAAUCCUGAAACGGUGGAGUACCUUGUAAACGAAGAAAGUACUGAACGGAAAAAGCAUUUCUUGGAAGAUCUUGCCGUUCGAGAAUGUCUGAUCAAUAACCUAAAAGUAGUUAAGGAUCCCAUUCAUCCCACCGAUGUUUACGAUAUGAUAGUUGGUACCGGUAUAGGGGGUCUUAUCUCGUUUGGUUUGGUUGGUGGAAAUAAAGUUGAAGGCAACAAUCAUGAAAGGAAACGGAUGACUGUGGAAGAAUGCAUUGAGACGUAUCGCAGCAAAACUAAAAUCAUUUUCAAAAAAACCUGCAUGCAAAAGAUAAUAGAUUUUCUUUUUAGACUUUCUUUUAUCCAAAAAUUGCAGCCCAUUUCUUUUGUUCCUCUUACAACAUAUUCACAAGCCAACAUAGAGAAAAUCUUAAAGGAUCAGUUUGGUGACUGUGACUUAAAUGAUUUUAGAAAAAAUGAUAAUUCCAGUAGUGUUGUCGGAGUUGUUGCCAAAAGAAUUUGUCCAGACGAACAUCUUGUACUCUUUGACACAGCAAAUGAAGAUCAACAAAAAUACAAAGUUUACGAAGUGUUGCUUGCAACCUCCAAUUCCCCAUUUUACUUUAGUGACACUGUAGUCACAAUUGGCAAUGCUAAAUAUAUUGAAGGUGGCUUAGGUGGAAAUUGUCCGUUAAAACAAGCAAUUUCACGAGCACAGGAACUUUUUAACAACGCAAAAAUUGUUUCAGUUUUAUCAGUUGCACCUCCAUCAUUUCCCAAAUUAAAAGCUCCUUCUACUGGUGGUUUUAUAACUUGGAUGUCUUAUCUUUCGACAGUAUCUAUUGAUGGCAAUAUAGUGUUUGAAGAAGUAGUCAAAAGCCAUACAUUGGAUGAAACUUUGUUUCAAAGGUUGUCCCCACGUGGUAAUUCCUUAAAAACAUUCAAGUUGGAUGAGAUCGAUAUAAAAAGGAUAUUAGAUGCCAUGGAAGAAGAAAAAGUUCAGGAUGACAUGUUUCUUGUCGACGUUGUUGCCAGUGCAAUGGCUGUUGUCUUGGCGUCUAUUGAUAAAGUAGAAAAAAUUCAUAAAGAUUCGUUGAGUGUUGCAGUAAAGCUUGCUAAAGCAGCAGGACUUGCGUACGAAAGCAAGAAAGAAUAUAAGUCAGCAAUUGUCUCUCACCGAACUCGCCAACGUCUUCAUACGUCUAACAAACGUACUCAAACGUCUUCAAAAGUCAGCAAUGGUCUUACCACUAUUAUGACAUCUUAUGACAUUGCAAAAUGCUACAAAGAACAAGGAGAUUAUUCUAAAGCUUUUGAAUUAUUCAAAUCAAAUGUUGAUACACUUGCUAACCAGAAGUUUGAUGAUCAAAAGUAUGAUGAUCUAAUUGUUGAUAACUUGAUCGAAAAACUGCACUGUUACCUCCAAACCUUUCAAUAUCAAAAUGCAGAAAAAUGUUUGAAUAAAAUCAGCCAUUAUGAGAUCAGAGAUGAAAAACGUGUCCAAGUAUUGAUCUAUAAAGCAUGGUACAGUCGUCAACAAGGAAAACUUGAGGAAACUUUCAAUCUUUACAGGGAUGCAGCCAAAAUUACAUUAGACAAUGAUAACUUUGACAAGGCAGAAAUACUCAAUAACAUGGGGUUACUUUUUAUAGAUCUUGGUAUGAAAGAUGAGGCCUUUGAUUUCAUUCAAAAAGCCCAACAUGUUAGAGUAAAGUUGAUUGGACAGAAAGACGAUGGUCUGUUGGCAGAGUCUCAUGAAAAUGUUGGUUUAUGCCUAGUAGAGAAAGGCGAUGGUAAAAAUGCAAAAAAAGAGCUGCAGAAAGCUAUUGAAAUUUACUAUAAAAUUGGUGAUGAAAUUAAAAUUUCUAACGUACUCCAAACUUUAGCCAGAUGCAUGUUGUUACAAGAUCAUUCGAACUACAAUCGUGCCAUAAGUUAUGCACAAGAAGCUCUGCAAAAAAUGAAACCACAAGUGCCCACGGUUGAUAAUCCGGGUACUGCUAAAAUCCUGUCAAUUUUCGGUAGGUGUUUUCUUGAAACUGGAAGAUUUGAGGAAGCAGAGGAAAAUCUUGUAAAAGCUUCGCGUUUGAUUGAAGAUUCGCUUUCCAAAAAUCAUCCACAGCUCAUGGAAAUCUAUGAUCUUCUUUCCCAACUUUAUGAUAUGGAUGGCAAACCCAAGCUGAUCGAAGCGUACAAAAAUAAAAAAAAAGGCAUUAGCGAUGAAAUAGAAAAAAAAGCUUCGAUUGUACAGCUGUCAGAUCAAUAUCUGACAUGGAAAAAACAAUAAAUAACUCGUCUUUCGUAAUUAAUGUUUUUAGAGCUGCUUUUAAUGGAGCCUUUACAGGUAGUAAAUUGCAUUAAUUAUGCGGUUGCAAAAUAUACUUUUAUUGACAUAAUUAUGUGUAUCUAAGUGUAAAAUAAAACAUUCACAGGUUUUUAAUACAAACGUAUGUUAAAAAGAAAUAUUACCAGUUAACAUUUUUGAGGAAAGUUUAACGAUGAAUACAUAAAUGUUGCUUGCAUUUGGAGGAAUCAGGAUCGAUAAACAAUAAUGCUUGCACUUUUUUAAACUUCAACAUCUCCAUCAAGUUAUAACUUCUCAUAUUUGGAUUAUAGGGCAAAAGCGCCUCAAAACUUUUAAAACUGGCUUUUGUAAGAUAUAUAAUUAAGUCUCUUACAUCAUUGACAAAGUUGCUAGGAAAAGCAUGGCUUAAAUUUUCAGUACCUAUGAAUGGAAAACACAACAACACUUAUUGUUCUUCAUGGAAACGUUAAUUUGCAACUGUUACGUUUCUCAUAAGAAGAGAUAGCGAACAGAAAACUAGUCAGUAAUUAAAAUAAAAUAAAGAAUAUAUUUAAAUUGAUA
Xenia sp. Carnegie-2017 is the source of this 3277-nucleotide messenger RNA. RefSeq lists its product as uncharacterized. The record is from RefSeq and is a predicted model, not a curated record. The transcript is spliced from 4 exons. Gene Ontology annotation, molecular function: protein binding. Gene Ontology annotation, cellular component: membrane. NCBI's taxonomy places the organism in Eukaryota, Metazoa, Cnidaria, Anthozoa, Malacalcyonacea, Xeniidae. The coding region runs from base 101 to 2698 and encodes 865 amino acids. Gene Ontology annotation, biological process: arachidonate metabolic process.